AUGAAUGCGACGCAGGCUCAUAGGCCAAGGGGGCUUGGUCCUGAGGAAGAAAAGUCGAACAAUGUACCGAGAGACGACGGCGACGGUGGGAAAGACAUAGAGGAAGGACUAGAAGUCGACUACGCAGAUGGCGGUAUAGAAGUAAUUAAUGCGCAUGCGGGAAUGGAGGUUCACCGCAACCCUGAAUACUACCGUAGGCCUUCGAUACCUGUUUCCGCUCUCACUGAGCUGCCGAGCAGACGAUUCUCGGACGAAGUUGGGGACGUGUCACACCCUGAACCAAGAGUGUGCGGCAUUGGAAAACAAUGGUUUUGGGCCCUGGUAGUAUUGGUGAUUUUCAUCGUCGGUGCCCUCAUCGGGGGACUGGUUGGAGGCUUGAAGAAGCGAGAUACGCCUUCUUCUGCGCCCGUGUCCUCCCUAUCAUCUAACCUGGCGGCAGUCAACUGGACCACGGCUGAAAACACGACCAGCUAUGUCAUCUUCACACAGGAAGCCGACCUGUCUCUGAUGGCGUAUUUCGGAGACACAAAAUCAUGGAGAAGAGUUAACAUCAGCGAAAAAUUUCAAGACAUUGGCAGCUUGGCCGUUGGAGCUGCCACUCCACUGGCCGCCGUGGCCAUGGCUGACCCCAUUAACACUACAUACCGCGAAGCAAAUUAUCUGAGCCUGUUUUUCGUGACGCCUGAGAAUUGGAUAACACAGAUCGUCACAAACGACACUGAAUUACAAGAUUGGCACUGGGGCAGUAUUGGAAGUCACAGCGACGUCAGCAUCACCGUAGCAUCGGGAUCGAAGUUGGCCGCGACUUGGGUGCGGUGUAAUAACUCGACUCUCUGUAGCAGUGGAUGUGUAUCUCUGAGCUUUGAAGAUGAGCAGCAGAACUAUAUUGUGGUCAAUUCGACUUAUCAUUGGUCCACGACCUUGGCCAACAAGAGAUUGGCAAGGAACUCCAGUAUGGCCAUGAUAUCUAUGAAUGAUCAAGUACUCGGUAAUGACUCGGAUUAUGCGUGGGCAUUCUACAGCACCAACGGAAUUGUCAGCUCUACCUGGCAGGAUUAUCAAAGCCACACCUGGUGGUGGACCGAUCUAGGCCGAAACAUUCUAUCUGACAUGCAACCUACCACUCUACAGCAAUUCGCCGCAACAUCAUUCAGAGAUAGAAAACACGCUUUCCUUGGUGCUCUGUAUUCCAAUGGCAGUAUUGUCGGAAAGCAUUAUGACCCCGACUUGGAGAAUUGGCAUAUUCAGGCAGAAAUCAAGUUGGUGGACAGUCCUCCCACCAACUUUUCGACCAUUGCCAUGACAGCAGACGCGAGACUAUAUGGAAUCUCCAAUGGGACAAUUCAGGAGUACCAAAUGGAUGUCGACGAUCCUUAUACCUUUCAAUGGCUUGGUGGUGUCCAAUAA
Neoarthrinium moseri is the source of this 1407-nucleotide messenger RNA. RefSeq lists its product as uncharacterized. The transcript has 2 exons. Bases 1 to 1407 code for a protein of 468 amino acids. NCBI's taxonomy places the organism in Eukaryota, Fungi, Ascomycota, Sordariomycetes, Amphisphaeriales, Apiosporaceae. The record is from RefSeq and is a predicted model, not a curated record.